Molecule: messenger RNA, 990 nt
Organism: Morus notabilis
Lineage: Eukaryota; Viridiplantae; Streptophyta; Magnoliopsida; Rosales; Moraceae
Product: chlorophyll a-b binding protein of LHCII type 1
Exons: 1
Coding region: 74-871 (265 amino acids)
Biological process (GO): photosynthesis, light harvesting in photosystem I; response to light stimulus
Cellular component (GO): chloroplast envelope; chloroplast thylakoid membrane; plastoglobule
Source: RefSeq, a predicted model, not a curated record
GUCUUCUCUCAACAAUCUUCCAACCUAAAGAAAGCCCAUUUAAUCAAAUUAUCUCCCUUUUCUCUUCUCAACCAUGGCUGCUUCCACUAUGGCUCUCUCCUCCCCAUCAUUCGCCGGCAAGGCCGUCGAGCUCACCCCCACCGCCAACAAGGUUACCGGUGGUGGACGUGUCUCCAUGAGGAAGACCGGCUCCAGGGGUGCUUCCUCAGGUAGCCCAUGGUACGGCCCAGACAGAGUCAAGUACUUGGGCCCAUUCUCUGGUGAACCCCCGUCCUACCUUACUGGUGAAUUCCCCGGUGACUACGGGUGGGACACCGCUGGGCUUUCGGCCGAUCCGGAGACCUUCGCCAGGAACCGUGAGUUGGAGGUGAUCCACUCCAGAUGGGCCAUGCUCGGUGCUUUGGGCUGCGUUUUCCCCGAGCUCUUGUCCCGCAACGGUGUCAAGUUCGGUGAGGCCGUGUGGUUCAAGGCCGGAUCCCAAAUCUUCAGCGAGGGUGGGCUUGACUACUUGGGCAACCCUAGCUUGAUCCACGCUCAGAGCAUCUUGGCCAUCUGGGCCAGCCAAGUCAUCUUGAUGGGCGCCGUUGAGGGUUACCGUAUUGCUGGUGGGCCUCUUGGUGAGGUCACCGACCCCAUCUACCCGGGUGGUAGCUUCGACCCAUUGGGCCUUGCUGACGACCCAGAGGCCUUUGCUGAGCUCAAGGUGAAGGAGCUCAAGAACGGCAGGCUUGCUAUGUUCUCUAUGUUUGGAUUCUUUGUGCAGGCCAUCGUUACUGGAAAGGGCCCAUUGGAGAACUUGGCUGACCACCUUGCUGACCCAGUCAACAACAAUGCCUGGGCCUACGCCACCAACUUCGUCCCUGGAAAGUGAGUCACUAGGAAAGGAAGAGUGUACCGAGUGAUUGUCCAUAUGGAUGAGUUUCUUUCCUUUUGGAUUAUGUAAAUUUGAUGGGUAUUAAUGAAGAACAUAUGGUGAAUUUUGUGUGCUAA